Messenger RNA from Trematomus bernacchii (emerald rockcod), 9557 nucleotides. It is a transcript of the gene col6a4a, whose product is annotated as collagen, type VI, alpha 4a. The record is from RefSeq and is a predicted model, not a curated record. Gene Ontology annotation, molecular function: serine-type endopeptidase inhibitor activity. NCBI's taxonomy places the organism in Eukaryota, Metazoa, Chordata, Actinopteri, Perciformes, Nototheniidae.
GAGGAGCGGCACGUCUGAAGAGAGGCACCCACGAAGCGUCCCAACAUGAAGGGAAGAACGAGAAUUUUCCUCGGCGUUAUCAUAGCAGCGUAUUUCUCUGGCAUCGCUGCUCUGACGACAGAUUGUGAAAAUGCCACCGUGGCCGACAUCGUCUUCCUGGUGGACGGAUCCUCCAGCAUCGACAAGAAGAACUUCGUGAAGGUCAAAGGUUUUCUCAGAAGUGUCAUCAAGGACCUCAACAUCGGCUGGAAAAAGGUUCGUAUCGGCGUGGCUCAGCACAGCGAUGAAACUUACGAGGUGUUUCUGCUGAAGGAUCACGUGGAUAAGAGAUCCAUGAUGAUCGCAGUUGAAAACAUGGCCUACCAAGAAGGAGGCACAGAAACAGGCAAGGCCAUCGACUUCCUCCGGACGCAGUAUUUCACGGAGGAAGCCGGGAGCAGAGCCGGCCAAGGGGUGCCUCAGAUUGCUGUGGUUAUCACGGAUGGAGACUCCACGGACGAUGUGAUCGCACCCGCCCAGCGCCUGAGGCAGCAGGGAGUCAUCGUAUUUGGCAUCGGGGUGGGAGAAGCCAACCUGCAGCAGCUCGAGUCCAUCGCCAACCGGCCUCCAGAGCGCUUCCUGUCCUACAUCAGUAACUACGCGGCUCUGCAGACGCUGAAAGACAGUCUGCUGAAAACUGUGUGCAUCUCAGUGGAGGAUCAGAAGCAAGCAUUGACAGACAGGUUUGCAGAUAUCUUUUUCAUGCUGGACGGUAGCAUGGCUCCAGGAAUGGUCCCGGGGGUCAUAUCUAACUUGGUUGAAUUGAUCGAUCGUCUCAAUGCCUCAGCGUCCACCUACCGUAUUGGUUUGGCCCAGUACGGUGAAGAUACCAAGGUCGAAUUCUCCCUUGAGAAAUUUAAAAACAAACAGAAAACCAUCGAAACUGUCAAGCGUUUCCGCCUGCGCCCAAAAACCAACAAACCAGCUGACCUGGGCGGUGCCCUGAUCAACGCCAACACUCACCUUUUUACCAGUGAGGCUGGGGGCCGUGCGCAUCAAGGCUCCCGACAGUAUCUGGUUGUUAUGAGUGCAAAAGACUCCAAACGCUCCGUGUAUAGGGACGCUGAAUUGAUCAAAUCAUCGGGGGUAACUCUUAUAGGAAUGAGUGCAGGUGCAAGUAUGGAAUCAAUCGAAUCAUUUGCCAGUACUGACUAUGCAUAUAAUACUUCAAACGUGUUAAUUUUGGAGGAUGUCAUCUUGACUGAGAAAAAGGAGAACAUUACUGAAGAUUGCAAAGGAGCAAAGGUGGCAGACAUUGUGUUCAUCGUUGACGAGUCGGGAAGCAUUGGAAAUGAAAACUUUCGGCUCAUGCGCAAAUUCCUGCACUUGAUCGUGAGCAGCUUGGAUGUAAGUCCGAAUAGAGUCAGAGUGGGCAUUGUCACGUACAACGAUGUCUCCACACCACAGGUCUUCCUCAACUCAUUCAACGACACGGACGAAUUGCUUGAGUACAUUAAGAUCCUGCCUUACAAUGGAGGUGGUACGAAGACUGGAGAGGCCCUGAAUUUUACUCGGGAAAACGUCUUUGUUAAAGAGAAGGGCUGCAGGAAAGAAAACGGUGUCCAACAGGUGGCGGUGGUCAUCACUGAUGGUGAAUCCCAGGAUGAAGUGAGCGAAGCAGCAAUUACUCUGCGUCGAGCCGGUGUUACCAUUUACGCUGUAGGAAUAAAAGAUGCCAUCGAGAGCGAACUGUUGGAAAUGGCUUCACACCCUCCUGAUCAGCACGUUUUUACCCGGGAAAGUUUCACCGAGCUGACGCACCUGAAGCAGACCCUGCAGAAAAUCCUGUGCAAAAACAUCAUUGCCAAAGCAGUCCCAAGGAAAACAGAAACCAAAGAAGGUUUGAAACAGUUUUUUGUUUAUUGUGAAAAUGCCACCGUGGCCGACAUCGUCUUCCUGGUGGACGGAUCCUCCAGCAUCGACAAGAAGAACUUCGUGAAGGUCAAAGGUUUUCUCAGAAGUGUCAUCAAGGACCUCAACAUCGGCUGGAAAAAGGUUCGUAUCGGCGUGGCUCAGCACAGCGAUGAAACUUACGAGGUUUUCCUGCUGAAGGAUCACGUGGAUAAGAGAUCCAUGAUGAUCGCAGUUGAAAACAUGGCCUACCAAGAAGGAGGCACAGAAACAGGCAAGGCCAUCGACUUCCUCCGGACGCAGUAUUUCACGGAGGAAGCCGGGAGCAGAGCCGGCCAAGGGGUGCCUCAGAUUGCUGUGGUUAUCACGGAUGGAGACUCCACGGACGAUGUGAUCGCACCCCGCCCAGCGCCUGAGGCAGCAGGGAGUCAUCGUAUUGGCAUAGGGGUGGGAGAAGCCAACCUGCAGCAGCUCGAGUCCAUCGCCAACCGGCCUCCAGAGCGCUUCCUGUCCUACAUCAGUAACUACGCGGCUCUGCAGACGCUGAAAGACAGUCUGCUGAAAACUGUGUGCAUCUCAGUGGAGGAUCAGAAGCAAGCAUUGACAGACAGGUUUGCAGAUAUCUUUUUCAUGCUGGACGCCGGUGUUAACCAUUUACGCUUCGACCAGAUUUAUUUGAUGUCUUCCAGACUAUCGAAUCGUCUCAAUGCCUCAGCGUCCACCUACCGUAUUGGUUUGGCCCAGUACGGUGAAGAUACCAAGGUCGAAUUCUCCCUUGAGAAAUUUAAAAACAAACAGAAAACCAUCGAAACUGUCAAGCGUUUCCGCCUGCGCCCAAAAACCAACAAACCAGCUGACCUGGGCGGUGCCCUGAUCAACGCCAACACUCACCUUUUUACCAGUGAGGCUGGGGGCCGUGCGCAUCAAGGCUCCCGACAGUAUCUGGUUGUUAUGAGUGCAAAAGACUCCAAACGCUCCGUGUAUAGGGACGCUGAAUUGAUCAAAUCAUCGGGGGUAACUCUUAUAGGAAUGAGUGCAGGUGCAAGUAUGGAAUCAAUCGAAUCAUUUGCCAGUACUGACUAUGCAUAUAAUACUUCAAACGUGUUAAUUUUGAAGGAUGUCAUCUUGACUGAGAAAAAGGAGAACAUUACUGAAGAUUGCAAAGGAGCAAAGGUGGCAGACAUCGUGUUCAUCGUUGACGAGUCGGGAAGCAUUGGAAAUGAAAACUUUCGGCUCAUGCGCAAAUUCCUGCACUUGAUCGUGAGCAGCUUGGAUGUAAGUCCGAAUAGAGUCAGAGUGGGCAUUGUCACGUACAACGAUGUCUCCACACCACAGGUCUUCCUCAACUCAUUCAACGACCGGACCGAAUUGCUUGAGUACAUUAAGAUCCUGCCUUACAAUGGAGGUGGUACGAAGACUGGAGAGGCCCUGAAUUUUACUCGGGAAAACGUCUUUGUUAAAGAGAAGGGCUGCAGGAAAGAAAACGGUGUCCAACAGGUGGCGGUGGUCAUCACUGAUGGUGAAUCCCAGGAUGAAGUGAGCGAAGCAGCAAUUACUCUGCGUCGAGCCGGUGUUACCAUUUACGCUGUAGGAAUAAAAGAUGCCAUCGAGAGCGAACUGUUGGAAAUGGCUUCACACCCUCCUGAUCAGCACGUUUUUUACCCGGAAAGUUUCACCGAGCUGACGCACCUGAAGCAGACCCUGCAGAAAAUCCUGUGCAAAAACAUCAUUGCCAAAGCAGUCCCAAGGAAAACAGAAACCAAAGAAGUUUGUGUAAAAACGGAUGAAGCAGACAUCUUCUUCCUUAUGGAUGACUCAGGAAGCAUUACAUGGCAAGACUUCAAAGACAUGCAGAACUUCCUCAACAAGUUUAUAGAACACUUCCAAAUUGGACCACAACAAGUCCGCAUUGGGCUUGUGAAAUAUGCUGAUUCCCCAACUGAUGAAUUUGAUCUGACAAACCACUCCGAUACAAAGUCAUUGGUGAAGGCCAUCAACAGUAUACAUCACGCAGGAGGUGGGACGGAGACAGGAAAAGCACUUUCACACUUGGGCAGACUCUUUAAGAGAGCGGCGGACACGCGUGAUCAUGAAGCCCCAAAGUACCUGAUUGUCCUCACAGAUGGAAAGUCCACUGAUGAGGUGGAGGCUCCUGCAAAAGAACUGAGGGACCAGGGAAUCAUUAUCUACGCCAUUGGGGUGAAAGAUUCAUCCCAAACUCAGCUAGAAGAGAUUGCAGGAGACCCCAAGAGGACUAUCUCCGUCAGAAAUUUUGAUACCUUGAAAUCCAUCAACAAUGACAUCAUCAGAGAAAUCUGUUCUGAAGACGCCUGCAGAGACAUACAGGGCGAUCUUUUCCUCACUGACAGCUCCGAGAGCAUCGAAGAGGUUGAGUUUCAGAAAAUGAAACACUUCAUGAAAUCUGUCAUCAGCAAGUCGGCCAUCGGGGAGAACAAGGUGCACGUCGGUGUCAUGCAGUUCAGUACCAGCUACAAUCUGGAGAUUCCCCUCAACCAAUACUACAGCAAAGUUAACAUUUCGAAAGCCAUUGAUGAUAUGAAGCAGAUGAAUGCAGGUACGAGCACAGGAAAGGCCAUCACAGAGGUUUCAAGGUAUUUCGAAGUGGCCAGAGGAGGGCGUCCUGGCAUGAGGCAGAAUCUGAUAGUGAUUACAGACGGCAAGGCACAAGAUGAGGUCAGGGGUCCCGCUGAGGCUCUGAGGAAAAAGGGAGUGGUGAUCUACUCCAUCGGAGUGAAGAAUCACAACCGCACCCAGCUGAUGGAGAUCAGCGGUCAUUCUGACAGGGUUUAUUCUGAGAAGGACUUUGAUGCGCUGAAGGACUUGGAAGCCCAGGUUUCCUCAAAGAUUUGCGAGAGAGAAUGUAAAAUGGAAACAGCCGACAUUAUUUUCCUGGUGGACAGCUCCAGAAUAUCUCAAAUACAGUAUGAAAGCAUGCGGAAGUUUAUGGCAUCAAUAGUGAACCAAACCAAAGUUGGCACCAGCCUGACUCGUUUCGGGCUUAUUUCCUACUCAGAUGAACCCCGGACUCAUUUUAAACUGAACGCCUACGACUCCAAACGUAAUGUUCUUGCAGCGAUACCAACUGUGAAGCCAGAAGGAGGAGGCACCUACACAGACAAAGCCUUGAGCUACUCUCUAGAGUACUUUAAUGCCGAACAUGGAGGCCGGGAGGUGCCUCAGAUUCUCAUAGUGAUCACAGACGGAGCUGCGAACAUACCUUCAAACCUAAAGGGUCCGGCUGAUAAACUGCGAGAACACGGGGUCACCGUCAUCAGUGUCGGAGUGAAAGAAGCAGAUCGAAAUCAGCUGUUGACCAUUGCUGGCAACAACGGCAGCAGUUUCUUUGUGGACAAUUUUGAGGCCCUAGAAACUCUGCACAACGAUAUGUCUUCUGUCCUUUGCAAUGCCACAAAACAAGGAUGUAAGGGAAAGAAGGCCGACCUGAUCUUCCUACUCGAUCGGUCAAGCAGCAUUAAUUUAGAAGAGCACGACAUGAUAAAAAACUUCACGGUAAGCCUAGUGAACAGCUUUAUCAUCAGUGAAAACUGGGUGCGUAUUGGACUCGCACAGUUCAGCGAUGAGCCUCAGGACGAGUUUGACCUCAACAGGUACUUCAAGAAGGAGGAUUUGAUCGGGCACAUCCAAAACUUGAAAUACACUGGUGGAAACACAUUCCUCGGAAAAGCCUUGGAUAACAUAAGCAAAUACUUUGACGACAGUCGUGGGGUCCCGAAGAAUCUGGUGUUGAUCUCAGAUGGCGACUCGCAUGAUGACGUGGAGGAUGCAGCUGACUAUCUCAGGAUACAUAACAUUUCGGUGUUUGCCAUCGGCCGUUGGUCCAGGUCCAGAUCCAACCCCAACCCCACCCACACCUUCACCACCGCCCCCCUCCCACACCCCCUCGCCCCCAAAGCAGGUAAAUACAUGUUUCCCUUUGCUACAGACUGCAGCAUCGAUAUCGCCAUGGGAUUCGAUAUUUCUCAGAGAACAGCAGGGGAGAAGCUGGUCAGCGGUCACACCCAUGCUCCUGAGUUCCUGCCGGAAAUCGCCAGUUCCGUGUCUUCGGUGAAAACCCUUUGCUGCGUCGGUCCAGAUCCUAUACAGCCCAAGAUUGCUUUCCAAGUGCUGGAUAGUGACGGGCGUUCCUUGUACGACACAGACUUUGAAGCCUACAGCAAGGAAGUGGUGGACAAAGUCAUGGAAGUGCAAAUGUCAGGGCCUACUUACUUCAAGACGGCCAUGCUGAACUCCUUCAAGCAGAGGUUCUUGGACAAGUCCAAAGCUGAUGUGAAGGUGCUGGUGAUCUUCUCAGACGGACUCGAUGAAGACGUGAUGAAACUGGAGCAUGAAGCAGAGCUGCUGCGUCAGUCUGGGGUCAGCGCUCUGUUCACCGUGGCCCUGGAGGGGACCCGCGACCCCGCCCAGCUGCAGAUGGUGGAGUUCGGAAGAGGGUUCGAGCACAAACUCCCUCUGAGCAUCGGCAUGCCGAGCGUGGGCAGCACCAUCCUCAAACAGAUCGACACGUUGUCGGACAGGAAGUGCUGCAACGUCAUGUGCAAAUGUUUGGGAUACGAAGGCAUCCGUGGUUCUCGCGGCACCCUGGGGUCAAAGGGCGAGCCGGGGCUGAGGGGUCAUCCGGGAUUCCCGGGGGAGGAAGGCCACUCCGGGGGGGGCGGGCCUCCUGGACCCAGCGGACCUCAGGGCCUCCAGGUCUGUCCUGGAGUCAGAGGACAGAAGGGCUACCGAGGCGUCUCCGGGAACCACGGCGGAGACGGAGACGUCGGACUGGACGGAGUCUAUGGAGAACAGGGACUGGCAGGAUCUGAUGGAGCUCAAGGAGAAAGAGGAGACUCAGGAAACCCAGGUAUCCCGGGCAUCAGAGGUGAGGCGGGGGUGGCAGGACAGCGAGGACUGAGAGGAGAUCCGGCGGAGCCCGGCGUUGAUAACACCAGCCCUGGAGCCAAAGGAAACCCUGGGAACCCCGGACCCCCGGGUUUAUCCGGAGUGGACGCAGAACCAGGCGGUGCAGGAGACGUUGGAUUCAAGGGUGCCGAUGGGAGAAGAGGCUAUGUGGGGGAGAAGGGUUCACCUGGAGGGCCUGGGGUUCGAGGAACUGAGGGCAACCCCGGUGCUUCAGGUCCACAGGGCCUCAGAGGCGGAGAAGGUGAACAAGGAGAGGAAGGGACCUCUGGCUCCUCCGGACCUCAGGGGGGGGCGGGACCAGCUGGAGGCCCGGGGCUAUCCGGACGCCGCGGCGCUACUGGACAGAAGGGCCAACCAGGGGAGCUGGGGGGUGAGGGGGACCCAGGGUCACCAGGACCCCAAGGACUGCCGGGUCAGGAUGGGAGAGACGGGUAUGGACCUCCAGGACCAAACGGUGCAGAGGCUGCCGAUGGGAGAAGAGGCUAUGUGGGGGAGAAGGGAGAGGACGGCCGGCAGGGAACUAAAGGGUUCAACGGGACGAGAGGGAACCGAGGGCGAGGGGGGAGCUCAGGCGGGUCGGGAGGACCAGGAACGCCUGGAGAUCCGGGACAUCCAGGACACCGGGGUCCCAAGGGUCCUCCAGGACUCAGAGUCAAGACUGAGUGUCAGCUGAUCUCCCUCAUCAGAGACAACUGUGAAUGUCAUCAAGGGGCCUCUUCGUGCCCGGCCUUCCCCACGGAGCUGGUUCUGGGGCUGGACAUGUCGGAGGACGUGACCCCGGUGGCCUUCGAGCGGCAGCGCUCUGCCCUGCUGUCUCUGCUGGAGGACGUCUCCGUCUCCGAGAGCAACUGUCCGGCGGGGGCCCGGGUGGCCGUGGUGGGAUUCAGCGCCCACACCAAGUACCUGAUCCGCUUCCAGGACUACCGGACCAAGACGCAGCUGCUGGAGCUGCUGAGGAACGUGGCCCUGGAGACAACGUCCAGCCGGCGCCAGCUGGGGGCCGCCAUGCGUUUCGUGGGGCAGCACGUCUUCAAGCGUGUAAGAGCGGGGGUGAUGAUGAGGAAGGUGGCCAUCUUCCUCUCCAGCGGGCCGUCGCAGGACGUGGAGGACAUCGUCACCGCCACCAUGGAGUACCGCGGCCUCAACAUCGUCCCCGCCGUCAUCUCGCUGAAGAACGAUCCCGACGUCGCCAAGGCUCUGGAGGUGGACGACUCCGGAUCCUCCAUGUUCACGGUGCUGAGGAGGACCGCUGACCUGAUGAAGGUCAAGAACUGUGCCAUCUGUUACGACCCGUGCCAGCGCUCGCAGCAGUGCUCCUUCAUCCUGGACCCGCUGCCGCCUCAGGAGGCGGAUGUGGACCUGGUUCUGGUUCUGGACAGCUCCAGGGAGGUGCAGGCUGACGAGUAUGCCGGCAUGCAGCAGCUGCUGGGCUCCGUGGUGGAGCAGCUGGCCGUGAGCCCCACCCCCCGCAGGGCCGGAUCAGGGGCCCGGGUGGCCCUCAUCCAGCAGAGCGGCUUCCGGGCCCCCAAGGUGGAGUUUGGGUUCGGGACCUUCCAGACCUCCGGCCAGAUGAAGAGGCACCUGAUGAACAUGACGCAGCAGGGCGGCUCCUCUGCGCUGGGCUUCACUCUGGACUCGGCCCUGACGGAGCUGCUCCUGAAGGCAGCGCAGCCCCGCAGCAGGAGGGUGGUGCUGACCCUGGUGGGAACCAGCACGGCCCCCCAGGACCGGGCCCAGCUCAGCUACGUCUCCCAGAAGGCCCAGUGUGAGGGGGUGGCGCAGUUCGUGGUGACGGUGGGCGAGCGCUACGACCGCAGGCAGGUGGAGGAGGUGGCGGGGGGGCCACUCCUGCAGCACCUCAUCCACCUGGACCGACUGAAGGCCGAGGAGCAGAGCUACACCCAGCGCUUCUUCAGGGUCUUCCUCUCCGCGCUCAGCAAGGGAGUGAUCAAGUAUUCUCCUCCGUCUCUAAGCUGCAGUGAACUGAGAGACCCAGCAGAAACACAGCAGAUCAACGGUCUGGGCGAGAAGUUUGAGGAUCGGACGGGAGGACGGACUGAGAGCCGUGGAGACGAGGUGAUUCUCCUCGCUGGAGCUGAGAGCAUAGACGUCUGUCUCCUCUGGAAGGACCCCGGCCCCUGUAAGGACUUCAAAGUGAAGUGGUUCUUCAACAGCAAGCAGAGGAGAUGCUCUCGCUUCAAGUACGGAGGCUGCCACGGCAACGCAAACCGCUUCGACAUGCAGACCGACUGUGAGAAACUGUGUGUGACGUCGGAGGAAGAGGUGAGAGGAAGAGGAAGAGGUGAGAGGAAGAGGAGAGGGAGAGCGCAGGACACGAUGAAGAAAUCCACCGUGACUCAGGAAUAUCUUUAGCCUGCUAAAAACUGCUCCAGUUCUCAUCAGGAUUUUGAGAUUUUGUCUUCAACAUUGGUGUUGCUCGAACACCUUUGGAGCUCUCUGAAAACAGUCAGAAUUCAGAGACUUUCAAGGACAAAAUAAGACCAUUUACAUGCACUCAAACCUGCCAGAGGAAGAUCUUUAAAUGAUGUGCUGGCGCCCCCUGCUGCUGGAAGUGAGGAACCAAUCAGUGUAAUCUGAGUACUGUAUUUAACCAUUUAUAAGAAUAAAACCUCGAACAUAAGGCUGGAUUUGAUACUUUAUCACCAUAACCUGAAACCUUCUGGAUCCUCAAACUUUUGGAAUAAAAGUCCUUGUCUGUUGAA